AUUCUCUCAAGCUAACAAUAAAAACAAAAGAAGUAAGAGAAAAUCAGACUCAAGACUCUCCUCUGAUUCUUUUCUCAUCGACCCCGAUGGAUUCACUUAGUAGUACCCAAAAGGCUAAACCAAGAAAGAUGAAGGCUGUUGUGAAGAAGUCUCGCGUUCAAAUACUCCUAGAUUUGUUUUACCGGGUGGUCCAAAUAACUGUAGUUAUGGUUACAGUAGCCAAGCUCUGUUACCAACUAGUCAUCAUGUUCGAGGACUCUGGUCUCACACGUGUUCUCAUCAACCGUCAUCUCGCUUUCGUCUUGGGGAACGCGAUAGUUAUCACUAUUGUCGCCAAGUGUGGUCUCUUUGUAGAUCAAGAACCAGAUGCACGGAGAAACAGCAAUGAUUUUUACGACGAGUUUGUUCGAGAGAGCUCAAGACGAGAACAGAGCGAGGCAAAACAAAGCAUGUUGGAGAACAGUGAGAAACAAAGCUCCGACGAGGAGAAAGGCAAGAAGGACGUAACUGUGAAGAGACACAGACAAAUCAUUACCCAAAAACAGGAAAGUCCAAAGAAGAGUUACGAAAGGAGUCGGUCAGAGAAUCUCGAGGGCCCGAAGAAGAGUUCUUGUGGAAGGUUGACGAGAUCGGGGACUGAGAGGCCUUCUGAUGAUUCUGAUGAUGAACUACGGUACAAGAUCGAGUCUUUCAUUGCGAGACAGAGGAGGAACCAAAAAGACGAAGAGUUUUGUAUUGUUUAGAUGUUCUUAAGAAAAGAAAAGCAAGGAAAAAUAAGAAGAAGAUGAAAAACUUUAGUUUAUGCAAUAACAUUCACAUAUAUUUUGUGUGAUUGUAAAUAUACGGGUAAAAAUAAUUCAAAGCCCGAGCAUAAAAUGCUGUUUAGCUUUUCUUGUUUUUUUCUUUGUAUAAUUUUGUUCGGUCUUGUAAAUAGAUAAUAUGUUUUUAUUUUCUGUAAGUUUGAUGUUAAAAUGA
Messenger RNA from Raphanus sativus (radish), 975 nucleotides. RefSeq lists its product as uncharacterized. The coding region runs from base 87 to 743 and encodes 218 amino acids. NCBI's taxonomy places the organism in Eukaryota, Viridiplantae, Streptophyta, Magnoliopsida, Brassicales, Brassicaceae. The transcript has a single exon. The record is from RefSeq and is a predicted model, not a curated record.